This is a messenger RNA of Danaus chrysippus (African queen), 1290 nucleotides long. The record is from the annotation of a GenBank genome assembly. NCBI's taxonomy places the organism in Eukaryota, Metazoa, Arthropoda, Insecta, Lepidoptera, Nymphalidae.
AUGAAUGGCACUGACGGGACAAAUUUAAAUAAUGCCCUAUUUCGUAGGACGUCAGUUGAUUGCGGACCGUCGUACGGUGAACAUAUAGGAGAAAUGCAGUGCAGUGAGGAUGAUGACUCCCAAAGCGGGUUCAAUUCAGAACCUACCCAAGUUCUAUCUAAGGCUGAAUUACGAAAGACGAACAAGCCUAUAAUGGAAAAGAAGAGGCGCGCGCGCAUUAAUAACUGUCUCAACGAAUUAAAGGAUCUAUUGAUGGAUGCUAUGGAUAAGGACCCGGCUCGUCACUCUAAACUUGAGAAGGCGGACAUCCUCGAGCUGACCGUCAAACACCUUCAAACUCUUCAGCGUCAGCAAUUAGCUGCUGCUAUUGCCGCGGACCCGGCUGUCUUACACCGCUUUAAAGCCGGCUUCGGAGACUGCGCCGGGGAAGUAAGAAGAUACCUCUCCAGACUCGCGAGUGUACCAACUGGUCUACGCUACAGACUCGGAAAUCACCUCAAUACAUGCCUAUCAGGGAUAGAACGAUUACACUCAACCGAUUACCCUCCACUAAUACCGGAUCCUUUGAGAUUAGACGACGAAAGGCCCAGUGCAUUCCAUUAUGUUAGAUCGACGAAACCGACCAGCCCGCCAUUAAGUCCCUUAUCGUGUGAUUCCGCGUGUGAUUCUUCAACUGAACUCGAAACUCCGCCACGACCGGUACAGAAAUACCCUUUCCCAACACCUCCAAGUCAUUCCGCAUCUGAUCAAGAUUCUAGUCCAGAACAAAAGCCUACAGUAUCAUCAACAACUAUAUCACCAGACACUCUAAAACAAGAUGUAUUAAGAAACAAAACAGUGAUGGAACCACUAUCAAUUGUUAUCGAUGUAGAGAAUUACAGAAUAGGUAUCGAUGCUUCACCAAAGAGAGCAGUCGAUUAUUCGAUACGCAACAAGCUAAAACGACAUUCAGAUGCCAAAGGACCGAUGCCAAAGCUGAUCAAACUUGACGCAGAUAGGAAUGAGCAGUUCCUAGAUAGAUUACAAGCGCCUGAAAUUAAAACUGAAAAGUCAGCAUUUGUUCGGUUACCAGAUAAGAUGAUCCCUGAAAGAAAGUUAAUUGUACCUGAAGGUAUACCAAUAGUUAAAGAAAAACCUUUAGAUAUGAAAUCCAAUAUGCCUAGAACAGUCAUAAGUCAUACAGCGGCGUCAUUAGCACAGUCGAGUCUACAAAAUAUUAAGACUGAAAAUAAAGACAGUGCUAAAUCACCAAAACAAGGUACCAGUUCAGAAAUGUGGCGACCCUGGUGA